Messenger RNA from Colletotrichum chrysophilum, 1080 nucleotides. RefSeq lists its product as uncharacterized. Lineage: Eukaryota; Fungi; Ascomycota; Sordariomycetes; Glomerellales; Glomerellaceae. Bases 1 to 1080 code for a protein of 359 amino acids. The transcript has 3 exons. Gene Ontology annotation, molecular function: oxidoreductase activity; zinc ion binding. The record is from RefSeq and is a predicted model, not a curated record.
AUGGAUACCCACAAAGCCGCCGUUUUAACUUCAACCCAAGCAUCUGACGCCACGCCGACCUUCUCAGUACGCGAUGAACCGCGGCCAGUACCAGGCCCAAAUGAGGUUCUCGUCAAGCUCUCCGUGACGGGCCUCUGUGCAUCAGAUCUCGCCAUGGCUCUAGGUCAUUUUGGGCCCGUUGGAAACAUCCUGGGCCACGAAGGCGUUGGCAAAAUUGCUGCUCUUGGUUCCAAUGUCUUCUCUCUCGACCCCUCAGUCGAGGUAGGCCAACGAGUUGGUAUUGCUUGGACCCGCGAUAUCUGUGGGAGUUGCGAUGCCUGCACGGAUCUUGUCAACGAAGGAGAGACUCGAUGUGUCAAGGCGAUGCAUUCCGGAAAGACUUACGACGGUACCUUUGCCCAAUAUUCGCUCGUCCCGUAUCGGUAUCUAGCCAGACUGCCGCCACAUUUCGACGAUCUUCCCGACGAGGAGAUUGCGCCGAUUCUAUGUGCUGGUGUGACGGCCUACAAGGCUGUCAAGGGCUGCCACGUCACUCCCGGACAGUAUUUCGCAAUCUCUGGAGCCGCCGGAGGCGUUGGUGCCCUAGCUGUUGCGUAUGCCCAUGCAAUGGGAUACCGUGUUAUUGCAAUUGAUGCUGGACAGGAGAAGUCCAAAAUCUGCAAAGAGCAGGGUGCUGAGCACUAUGUUGACGUGACCGAGCCCGGAACACUGGGGGAGAAGGUGAUGAAGGUAACGGGCGGGAAGGGAGCAAAAGCCAUCGUAGUUGCCGCCACCUCACUGGCUGCAUAUCAACAAGCAUUCGAGGUACUUGCGCCGUUUGGGACACUCAUGUGUGUGGCAGUCCUUGGCCAUGAGGCUCUGGUAAACUUCCAUCCUCUCUGGCUGAUUGCGAAGGGAUGGAAGAUUCUGAGCUCCUCAGUUGGGACGCGAGCCGAUAUUCUGGAGGCGUUGGAGUUCGUAAAGCGACGAGCCGUUGUUCCAAAGGUUCAAAGGGCAAAGCUAAACGACGUGGAAAGACUGGUCCAGACAAUGUCCGCUGGAAAGCUGCAAGGAAAAUGGGUUUUGACUUUGGAUGAUUGA